AAAUCUAGGCCCGAAUAUGACACAUCAACAUUUUUUUUUUGGUCUGUCAUCCAUAAUCAUUCGAACAACAGCAAAAUUUUCGGUGUAGUAAAGCAAUGCCAAAUCCGACUAAGAAGUACUUCAGACGACCAGCUGUCAGAAGGUGUAGGAAGGUGUCAUCCAAGACUUUCAAGAAGGUCUCACCAGAUCGAGGCUAUUACGACACUGCCCCAUCCAGAGUAAGAGGAGGUUUGUCGGAUUGGUUGGCGAAAGAACAGGAAUAUACGGGAAUGCACCAUGGAAGGUCCAAAGGGAGGCAGCAAUGUCUGCCUCAGGGUGGUUACCUUUGUGGAUCGCGUCCACAAAUUGCCCCUCCUCAAUACGAUCCAUCGAGUAUGUCGAAUUUGAGUGAAUGUAUGACUGACGAUUCUAGAUAUAGUGCAAGAGGAGGUGGACAUUCUGCAGCUAUGCAGUCAGCACCCUGCAAACCUGUUCCAGAACGUCUCCCAGCAGGUGGUGGAGCUGGCGGUAAUGAGACCUCAGCGCACAGAGAACUGAUGUUCAUGAUCGAUCAGUUGGAGCAGGCGGAACUGGAGAAGAUCCAAAGGGACCUGCGACAGUUCCAGACCAGCCGAAGGAGACUCAUGUUCAAUCUAUCCAGCUUGAGCGCCACGUCUUCACCUCCGGCUCGGCUGAUGCAGCCAGUGGCGGGUUCGGCAGCAGUGUCUUCCGGAUGCCCCCCUAUUAUGCCCGCACCUUGAUCCAUGACAAAGUCGAAUCGAUUGGCAUUUGUGAAAUUUUCAAAAAGGUUUUUACAGAAGAAAAUACACAAUUAAAAUUGG
This is a messenger RNA of Harmonia axyridis, 821 nucleotides long. RefSeq lists its product as uncharacterized. The record is from RefSeq and is a predicted model, not a curated record. Lineage: Eukaryota; Metazoa; Arthropoda; Insecta; Coleoptera; Coccinellidae. Bases 96 to 740 code for a protein of 214 amino acids. The transcript has 3 exons.